Molecule: messenger RNA, 738 nt
Organism: Porites evermanni
Lineage: Eukaryota; Metazoa; Cnidaria; Anthozoa; Scleractinia; Poritidae
Source: the annotation of a GenBank genome assembly
AUGGAAAUGGCUAAACUGGAAAGUGUGGGGAACAAGGGCAGUGAUGUAAAGGAAAAAAUUUAUUCCAACCAUCAACUCCAGAAGGAAAAAGAUGAUGUGGCUAAAACAAGUGAAAAGAGUAGCAAGGGUUUGAUGGAGAACCUCUACAAUUUAGACAUCUCGUUGUCUGAGAGUUUCAGCUUCUGUGCAGCGAAAGAUUCUGGUUAUUGGAGAACACUUAUGUUGAUUCUCGAGCUUUCAGGACAUGGAGUACCUUGGAUAGCAGGGACAAUCAUCUCUAUUCUUGUGUUUUCGGAUUCUAAGCAAGAGUUCGCGUGUAAUUUAUUUCUCGGUUUGAUAUUAGAUCUUGCUGUGGUUGGAAAUUUGAAAGUCUUAGUUCGAAGAAAGCGACCUACAUAUAACGAGGAGGAUAUGUUCGCAACAGUUUCACCAGAUAAAUAUUCCUUUCCAUCCGGACACUCAACAAGAGCUGCAAUGGUUGCUUCUUUAUUUUCUGUGUUCUUGACCACUAGAUUUUGGACAUUUCUGAUUGGCUGCUGGGCUGUGUGUGUCUCAUCGUCACGUGUUAUACUUGGUAGACAUCACGUGAGUGACGUGUUAUGCGGUGUCCUCAUUGGCCUUUUACAGGGCUGGGUUAUUUGUGCCAUAUGGGUACCAUACACAACUUGCCUGGAGUUACUGUCAUGUAUACCAUAUUAUAGUGUUAUAAGGAACCAAGUGAUAAAUGUAGUUCAAUAG